Triticum turgidum subsp. durum (durum wheat) is the source of this 1821-nucleotide messenger RNA. Lineage: Eukaryota; Viridiplantae; Streptophyta; Magnoliopsida; Poales; Poaceae. The record is from the annotation of a GenBank genome assembly.
AUGUCACCACCACAAUUUCGAUCUCUUAUAAAUCUAUCAUAUCUGGAUCUUUCCAACAACCAGAUCACGGGUUCCAUUGGAAGCAUAACCGGUCUAACAAGUUUAGAAUUCUUGUAUCUUUCCAACAAUCUAAUAAAUGGUUCUAUCCCAUCGAACUUUUCGAAAUUGAUCUCUCUUACAACACUAUCACUUAAGUCCAAUCAGCUUAGUGGCCUAUUACCUCCAGAGUUAGGAUCUCUUGUUCUUCUAACUGAUCUGGAUCUAAGUAGAAACCAGUUUCUAGGAAGCAUUCCACCUCAGAUAGGACAUUGCCACCUUUUGUCAUCGUUACUCAUAUCAGACAACUUAUUAACAGGAGAAAUACCACAAGAAUUUGGUUAUCUUACCAACCUAUAUGAGCUGGACUUGAGUAGAAACAAUUUAAGUGGCACCAUCCCAGGGACUUUUUCUAAAUUUUCCCAACUGUAUAGGAUGAAUUUAUCAUAUAAUAGUUUGGGUGGCGCAGUUCCAUUACUUCCAUAUGCAUCUGUCUCUGGACCCUUGAUAUCACUUGACAAUAAUAUGGAUUUAUGCGGUGAACAUUUUUAUGGUGUAAAACCAUGUGAAGUACCAAAGCUUGACAGAGAACGACAAAGCAAUAAGCAUCCAAAUAAGAUGCGACCUAUAAUCAUUUUUUCUUCAUUUUCAUUUGCCGGCCUUGUAAUAGCAAGCAUUGUGGCUGUUUGUUGGAGAAGAAAAAUCAUAAAAAUUACUACCGAAAGCAAGUCUGGAGAUAUACUUUCCAUAUGGAAUUUCGAUUGGAAGAUCGCGUUCAAAGAAAUACUCACUGCAACAGAAAAUUUUGAUGAGAAAUAUUGCAUAGGCAUUGGAGCCUACGGAUCAGUCUUCAGAGUUGAGCUUGGAGGGGGGAAGAUUUUUGCAGUCAAGCUCCUCCACUCGAUGGAAGAAUACAGCGAUGAGGGGACAUUUCAUGCUGAGAUUGAAAUACUGACGAAAAUAAGGCACCGAUGCAUCGUCAAGCUGUAUGGAUUCUGUUCCCACUCCCGGUGCAAAUUUCUCGUCUAUGAUCUUAUCGAGAGGGGAAGCUUAUCGUCUAUUCUGCAUGAGCAAGAGCUAGCGAUGGAGCUAAAUUGGCCCAGGAGAGUUGUUGUCGUGAGGGAUGUAGCUCAAGCUCUCUCCUACUUGCACCAUGACUGCGACCAUACAAUCGUGCAUCGUGACAUAAAAAGCAGUAAUAUUCUUCUGAACCUCGAUUAUAAAGCUUAUGUCUCGGACUUUGGCAUGGCGAGGAAGCUGAAGCACCGUUACUCAAGCUGGAGCUCUAUCUUUGCAGGGACAUGUGGCUACAUAGCCCCAGAAUUGUCAUCUACCAUGUUAUGGACAGAGAAGUGUGACGUGUACAGCUUUGGCGUGGUUGCACUGGAAGUUUUGAUGGGAAAGCACCCGGGUGAUUUGCUCCUUCCAUUCUUCUGCGGAACAGAGCAGCCGGAAAAGCUCAAAGACAUCCUGGAUCAACGCAUCGCAGCACCGUCAACCAUUGAUGAGGGGAAGGAUGCCAUUUUGGUUGCCUUGGUGGCCUUUGCUUGCCUGCAAGUCUCUCCAAAAGCUCGGCCAACAAUGCAGCAGGUAUAUCAGGCACUCACGAACAGAAACCGCCCAACGCUGAUGCUCAGGCCAUUUCAUGAAAUCAGCCUGCAAGAUCUGCACGAUUACUGUGGCGCCAUGGAGAAUAUACGAAGCUACAUACUAGUCUCCUUUGUUGGCAACUACAUGUUUGGCACGUUUCUGUUUGAGAUAAUGGAUCUAUACUGCCAGGCUUGA